AUGCCGUCAACACAAGAGACACGGUCUCGGGCGGGUCCGUCAUCUGGCUCGCCCACCCGCCCGCACAAACGCGCGGUGGAGGAGGACUUUACCUACAACGCGCGACAGGAUGUCAACGACCGACGAGCUGUUCGAUCCGAAUACCGCGCACUCAUCGCCGAGGCGGACGAGUCGAAGCGCGACCAGACGCUCAAACCACGUGCGCUGCUCGAGCUCAUCCACAAGGCGGACGAGCUUCACACGCGCGUCGUCGCGCCGAGCGAGAGCGUGCUCGACACCAAGACGCUCGCGUCCAUGUCCGAGAUGGGCGCACGCAUGGCCAAGAAGAUGAAGCUCAACGCCGACGCAUUCGAUACCCACGAGCUCAUGUCGCGCCUCGCGCGCUUUCUCGGCGGUCAGGCCGCACCCCUCCGCCCCAGCAACGAUGAUUCGGAUGACGAGGAGGAUAUCGAGCAGUGGAAGUGGGAUAGACUCGGUCGCCUCGCAAGUGGCGUAUCGAGACGUGCAGUUACUCUCGACUUUAUGCUGGGCCCGCUGGAGACGCUGCCGAAACAACGACGAGCGGGAAUGGUGAGGAGACAGGACGAUGCGCCGGCCCAGAGGACAGCCCCGCGCGCAUUGGGGCAGCACGACCUGCAACAGACCGACGGCAAGGAAAGCACCUCGCAGAUCUUCAAGGUCGCCCAGCUGCUCAAGCAGCAAGGCGACGCCGGUGUGUGUCUCUUCAGCUUCGCCGUGGAUCCGCACAGCUUUGUCAAUACCGUCGAAAACUUUUUCCACGUAAGCUUCCUCAUCAAGGAAAACAAGGCGAGCCUGCACACCGACCAAGCCGGCAACGCCAUCCUCGCUACUGCGCAGCCUCCGUCGGGGGAGGAGGAGGGGGAGGAGGAAGAGAUGCGAUCCAAGCAGUUCAUCAUGGAGAUCGACUGGGCGACGUACCUGGAUGCGAUCCAGCUCUACGGCUUGACCACCAGCAUCAUCCCCACGCGUCCGAACCGCGUCGAUCCGCUCAGUGGGCUAGCCGCUCUCUCCGGGUCCUAG
Messenger RNA from Moesziomyces antarcticus, 1041 nucleotides. Its product is annotated as nuclear protein qri2. The record is from RefSeq and is a predicted model, not a curated record. The coding region runs from base 1 to 1041 and encodes 346 amino acids. Gene Ontology annotation, biological process: DNA repair. The transcript is spliced from 2 exons. Gene Ontology annotation, cellular component: nucleus; Smc5-Smc6 complex. NCBI's taxonomy places the organism in Eukaryota, Fungi, Basidiomycota, Ustilaginomycetes, Ustilaginales, Ustilaginaceae.